Messenger RNA from Ciona intestinalis (vase tunicate), 1879 nucleotides. Its product is annotated as integrator complex subunit 12. Gene Ontology annotation, cellular component: integrator complex. Gene Ontology annotation, biological process: snRNA 3'-end processing. The record is from RefSeq and is a predicted model, not a curated record. Lineage: Eukaryota; Metazoa; Chordata; Ascidiacea; Phlebobranchia; Cionidae.
UCAACUAACAUAUACACUUUUUUAUAAGGAUUAACAUCAAGUUUUAUCACAAGAGAAUGUAUAAUCGGACAAUACAUGAUAUUUGCCAACUUUGAACUAAAGUUAAGUCAAAGCUCAAGAAAAAGAAAUGAAUUCUAAUAAUGUGGAUUUGGAUCCAAUUCUUAUUAAAGCUCUCGGUUAUUUCUGGUCCAAGAGUUUUGAUUCAAAUGCCAAGAUCAAAGAAAUGUUGGAGGAAUCUGUUGAAAAAGCAAAUCGGCAUGACAAUAACAAAGAACCUAAUGCCAUGGUAAAAGGCUUGGUAAAACCAAACAAAGUAAACAACUCUUCCAAUGAUUUUCGAAGGAAAGAAAAAGAAUUUGCACAAAAACGGCAAUUUGAAAAGGUUCAAAAGGAUCUGGAAGACUUAAACAGUGAAAUUUCAAAGAGAUCCCAUCUUGACAGUUCUUCACCUUCCGGAACCUCAUCUUCCUCUAGCAGUCUUCCUGCAUCCAAGCACAACUCCCCUGCAAAUGAGGUCCUUGGACAGAAGAGCAAUUUUGGGAAGUCUUCCCCCAUGACCUCAACUUCACCCGAUGAUUUUGAAUUGGAAAUGGAAGGUCUAUCAUGUGCUAUAUGCAAUGAUAUGACCGUCGGUUCUGGGAAUCAGUUAGUUGAGUGCCACGAAUGUCAUAAUCUCUUCCACCAGGAAUGUCACCAACCCCACAUAAGUGAUCAGUAUGUGAAUGACCCACGUUGUAUAUGGAACUGUGCGCAUUGUAAGCGGAACAUGAAAAAACAAGCAAAACACAAUUCUGUCAAAACUCCAACCAUAAAUCUAGUAAAUCCAAUGGACUUGUUCCGGGAUAAGACAGGAAACGGAAAUGGAGAGGGAAAAAAUCCGAACUUAGUUACUCCAUUUAAAAGAUCGGAAGUAAAGCCAACUGUUACAUCAGCAAAUGCUGGUGCAUCAAUGUCAGGAUGGGCAGCGCUCAGUAGAAAACCAAUUUCAUCUACAAACAAAAAGGAAACCUCUAAACCUUCAGAAGCUAGAACUGAACCGAGUAAUCUAAAAUCAAAGGACAAAGUAAAAAAUGCAGUGAAAAAUUCUGCAAAGCACACAACCUCAAAACUUUUAGAAAAUGAUGCAUGGGCUGAAGCGCUUGGAGCUAAGGGUUCAUCUAAUUCCAACAACACCCAUGUAAAACCAACUGCCACCAACUCUAAACCAACCUCAAAUGCAACCACUAAUUCAACCAACCCCAAAUCCGGUAUAUCUCUAUCCUCAGUGCCUUGGCUUAGUGGUUCUGUCAAUUCACAUAGCGCCUUUAAACCUGUAGUUUCAAAAUCUGGAUCCAUGCCUUCUAGUAAAGGGGCAUUUCCAAAAGCCUCUGCUUCAUCCCCUUUGCAUGGGAAAGGUAACUCUACAAAAAGUCCUUCCAGCCAGCCUGGUGAUACAGCAGCCAAACGGCUGCAAAUGUCUAAGAAAAAAGCAGCAGCAAAAAUUCAACAGAAGCGUGCGCGGGUAUAGCUGAUGUGGAACUCAAGUUGCUGAAAAGCCGUGUUGUAUCCGAUCAAGGAAUAGGGCAGAGUGUUUCUAUGGCGGGUAUUGAGUUGAAGGCUGAAUUUCCUAAGUUACGGGUGUUCAAGAUAUGCAACAGUGCAAAAAAGUGGUUAUCAUGAGAAAGUUGAUUCUAAGGAAUGCUGGAUUGAAUUGUGCAAUGCACUUCAGUUUUAUACACCCAAGUGAAUUAACAACAACAAUUAUGUAACCAGCACUUCCUAUUGUGAUACUGCACAAAGUAUCUGGCACACAGUCGUAUUAUUUGCGUUAGCAACAAUUUUUCAAUGUGACAACAAAUUAACAGUAUAAGUUUUUUAUAUUAAAAUGACAAAAAUCUUU